AUGCUGACUGCGAAAGCAAGUGAGGCUAACGAAGGGAAGCCUCUACCGCUGCAUCAAAAGGCUCUAUGUGGUCUGACAGCUGGUGCAAUUGGUGCUUGCGUUGGUAGUCCAGCCGAUUUAGCGCUUAUCAGAAUGCAAGCGGACAACACUCUGCCGUUAGCUCAGCGCAGGAACUAUACCAGUGCCUUCCAUGCGCUUUACCGUAUUAGCGCCGAUGAAGGAGUUUUGGCUCUGUGGAAAGGUUGUGGGCCAACUGUGGUCAGAGCUAUGGCUUUGAACAUGGGGAUGCUUGCAUCGUAUGAUCAAAGUGCUGAAUACAUGAGAGACAAUCUUGGUUUGGGGGAGACAUCUACGGUCGUAGGAGCAAGUGCUGUUUCGGGUUUCUUCGCUGCGGCUUGCAGUCUGCCAUUCGACUAUGUCAAAACUCAGAUCCAGAAAAUGCAACCGGACGCUCACGGUAAAUAUCCAUACUCGGGUUCGCUCGACUGUGUGAUCCAAACCUUUAAAGCAGGAGGUCCAUUCAAAUUCUACACUGGUUUCCCUGUUUACUGCGUCAGGAUCGCUCCUCACGUCAUGAUGACAUGGAUCUUCCUGAACCAGAUUACAAAGUUUCAAAAGACCAUUGGGAUGUGA
Molecule: messenger RNA, 633 nt
Organism: Thlaspi arvense
Lineage: Eukaryota; Viridiplantae; Streptophyta; Magnoliopsida; Brassicales; Brassicaceae
Source: the annotation of a GenBank genome assembly